UGGCGCCAACCGAAGUUGAACUCUUAUCAACACUGGCACCAUUAAUUUCACGAAAUGCAUUUUUCAACACAGGAAUCUCAAGCAACUAAAAGUAAAUAAUUACGAUGAAAACAUGUCGGGAACAAAGUACAUCGACAAUCCAUAUCUAAUGCGUCAACAGUAUAAUAAAAGCAUCAAGACAUAAAUUCUCAAUGAUGUGGUAGACGGACAUUGUCAAGACAGCGGCCAAUAAAUUGAUUUAACUGAAAAUUCUAAUCCAUUUCAUCAUGUCCAACGAGACAGAGUUUCUUGAGGCUUAUGCUGCCAUAAAAUCGUCUUACAAAUUAGCCAUUGAGCAGGUCGAAAUAGCAAUCAGUUUUGAAGAACAGGAGAAGACGUCUGGAGAUGUAAUUGCGGCCUAUGAGAAGGCAUUAGACAUGAUUGAGGACACAUUCCGUAUACCUGUUGGGCUGCCGGAUGAGCUUGAUAACGUACAGGAUCAAUGGACUGAUGCCUGUGCCUUGAUCCAGAAAUUGAAGAGUGCCAAGAUAGAGAUUAAUUACCGCCUAAAAACGCUCAAGACGCCCAUUGAUCAGAGUGCCCAGGAGGCAAGGGAGGAAACAGUGGAUGGCCCCAAGCCCAGCCGUCCUUUGUUAACAGAGAAUCCCUCAACGUUCUAUGACAUAGCGAAUAAAGGGGGCUCACCCAAAACCUAUAAGGAAAUGGCAAAUGGAUUACGCGAGCUGUUGGCGAGUCGUGAAUCUGAGGCUCAAUUGGAUGAGCUAUUUCAGGCUCAGAUAAAACUCUAUCGCAUCGAAUCGAAUGGUGGAGUUACAUCUCUUACUGGGAAUUCUAAGAUGUCCCUGGUCAUGUGCACUGUUGGCGGUAAAUGGAAAUAUCUCAGUGGUAUCUAUUUCAUUCAGUGUGCAAUGGGUGAAGAUGACUCGGAAAUGAUUUGGCUUUAUCCACUGAUCCCCAAUAUAACAAAUUGCUAUCGUACAGAUUACGGGGCCUUUAUUUUUCCCGAUAUUGAAUCUCAAGAUCCUGGCAAUGCCUUUGGAAUUAUUCUGGUCAAGUCCCAACGUCCGCUUAGCACAACGGCUGGCGAAACAGAGGAAGAGCAGAUGGAGGACUUGCGACAGUUCUUUCUGGAUUUGCUUGAGGCCGUUUUGGCUGGAACUGUGGAGCAAUUGAAAUCCCCAACCACACAACGUGCUGACGCAAGUUCCGCAUCGACUUCGGAGCAGGUGUCCAAGCACAUUGUCUGUGCGGCGGAUUUCAUUGCCCGCAAUCUGGUAAAGGGAGCGGAGAAAACUGGUGGUCUUAUGAUGAAAUCUACACCAUAUUUAAUGUCGAAAAUGUCAGCCGCCCCGCCGGAUGCUCCCACCCAAGUACCCGCAUCAGUGCAAACAACAGUGGAGGUCGCUCAAAAGGUUACUCAUGCUGCGGCUGGUAUGACUGGAUGGAUAGCUGGAAAAGUAGGCACUGCUUCGCUGGCAGUAGGCCGCGCCUUGGCUCCCCAUGUACAGACGCAAGGUUCCCGCUUGCUGCAGAAAGGAUUUGGCUAUGACAGCAAUGAGGCCGAUAGCAAAAUGGAAGGAGCUAUGACAAUAGCAGCCGGAGCCGUGGAGGGCUUUACAACGGUUUUUGAUGGCCUGGAGACAUCGGCCAAGAUUUUGGGCAAUAGUCUGAGUGAAAACUCGGUUAAAAUUAUUGAGCACAAAUACGGAUCUCCAGCAGGCAAUCUAGCUUGUGGAACCUUCGAUACUGUGGGAAAUGCUUUUAUUAUCAGUCAAAACGUCAACUAUAUUACACCCAAGGGAAUCGCUAAGAAAUUGGUUAAAAAGACUGGUGAAGCUGUUGUUGAUGACUAUAAACGUGAUUUACGUAAAUCAGAAUCUCAUUAUAUAAAUGCCGGAUCUCUCUAUCCGGAUUUGAGAGCAUUAAAGGAUUAAAAAUCCUCUAUAGACCAAUUCAAAACCAAAGAUAUUCCAAAAAGACAAAAAUUGUUAAUGAUAUUUUUCUGCUUGUAAUCUCAAAAACAAAUUUUUAUUAAACAAACGCUUUUAACAGAA
Molecule: messenger RNA, 2054 nt
Organism: Drosophila willistoni
Lineage: Eukaryota; Metazoa; Arthropoda; Insecta; Diptera; Drosophilidae
Product: protein spartin
Exons: 3
Coding region: 267-1934 (555 amino acids)
Biological process (GO): negative regulation of BMP signaling pathway; cell division
Cellular component (GO): plasma membrane
Source: RefSeq, a predicted model, not a curated record